This is a messenger RNA of Pelmatolapia mariae (spotted tilapia), 1576 nucleotides long. RefSeq names its product heat shock protein nuclear import factor hikeshi (gene hikeshi). The record is from RefSeq and is a predicted model, not a curated record. Gene Ontology annotation, biological process: protein import into nucleus. Gene Ontology annotation, molecular function: nuclear import signal receptor activity; Hsp70 protein binding. The transcript has a single exon. Gene Ontology annotation, cellular component: nucleus; cytosol. Bases 262 to 858 code for a protein of 198 amino acids. Lineage: Eukaryota; Metazoa; Chordata; Actinopteri; Cichliformes; Cichlidae.
GAAGAAGAAGAAUAAGAAGACGACGCCACAAGAGGGCAGGGCUAGUAUAACUGUAGAAGUUUCUGAUAACCUUGGGAAGCUACGCUCAUGUUUGCUGUCCAACACUUUUCUGUGUGUAACUGAGUGUCUCAGUAACUCAGUAAUUCCGGUUGUUAGACGGUGGGAGCUGCAGUACUGACUCUAACCUGGUGCAGGCUAAGCCGAAGCUAUAGGCUUUUUACUCUGGGCGCAGGCUACGGCUAGGACUAACUGUCAGCAGUGAUGUUCGGGUGUUUGGUCGCAGGGAGGUUGGUGCAGACAGACGCGGUGCAACUUGCCCCGGACAAGUUCGUCUUUAACCUGUCGGACUACGAGAAUGUGAACCAUGUGGUGGUAUUCAUGCUAGGUACCGUGCCAUUCCCUGCCGGCAUGGGCGGUGCCGUAUACUUCUCUUUCCCUGAUCCAGCGAGUGACGGUCCCGUGUGGCAGCUACUCGGCUUCAUCACCAACGAUAAGCCAAGUGCCAUCUUCAAGAUCUCUGGGCUGAAGGCUGGGGAGGGCGGGGCGCACCCCUUCGGUAUUAUAACCUCGUCUGCGUCUCCCACCGUUCCUCAGGUCGGCGUGUCGGUGGAGGCUCUGGAGGAGCUGGCUCAGCAGAUCCCGGUGUCCAGCGCCGCCGUGUCCACCGUGGACACCUUCCUGCAGUUCACCCAAAGGAUGUUGGACAGUCUGUACAACUUCGCCUCUUCCUUCGCUGUGUCGCAGGCCCAGAUGCUGCCAAACCCCACAGAGACUUUUAUUCCUUCCAGCUGCAUCCUCAAGUGGUAUGAAAACUUUCAGAGGAGGAUGGCGCAGAAUCCAAAUUUCUGGAAAAACUGAAGGCAUUAAAGACCAAAGAGCAAACCUGCUAAGACGAUUCCCAGGGUGCCUAACAAAAGCAGUGUCGACCUUCAUCUCUGUCACAAUGCCUCUUCACCUACAGAAAAACUGCUGCUCACAAUGACUCCAUCACAUCUUUUAUCGGUCUGAACAAUAAAGCACUUGAAUUUAAAAGGAAAACACAAUUAAAUUGAAUCCAUUCAGUUGUUUUUCAGUGUCUUGCUUAAUGGUUUUCCUCCAAAGAGAUACACAAAUGCAAGAACAAAACUAAUUAAUUAACAAACAUGCUGAUAUUUAAUUAUCAUAAACUGUAUAAAAACUAAAAUGGGGCAGGCUCAAGAGGUUUGAGAGUGUGUUUGUGAAUUAUUAGUACUUGUGUUACAAGAUUGCAGUGCUGUGCUCUCAAAGCUUCAUUUAAGCUUCAGUUUUUAUUUGAAGUGAUGUUAAAUAAAGAGUGCAUUUUAAUUUUUGUCAGUUUAUGAUAUUUAUUUCUUCAAAAGAACUGUUUUCCAUUAUAAAAAGACCAUUCUCAAAACUGUUUUCUUUUCAUUUUUUUGAAGAAUGAAUUUUGAUAUUUUACAAGAAGAUUUUUGAUUCUUUUAUUUUAUUUGGAUACAUACAUUUUGCAAGUGCUGUGCAGUUUUGCAUCACUUUUUAUCAUGUGCCAAAUCUGACAAGCCUUUGGAAAUCUAAAUAAAAAAGAAAAUUGUUACUUUUA